AAAAGGAGCUCAUUUUACUUUUCAAACAAAAAAAAACAACUGAACAUUUAUUCAUCACUUAUAGAGUUGGCUAUACUACAUAUUCAAUGAAAGAAUUAAAUGAACAAGGAUUACGUAGACGUAAGUCGAUUAAAAACCUAAAAUUGUCACAUCCUAAUUCAACUGAUCAUAUAAAACCACUACAUUAUAAUGACAAUAAUAAAAUGUAUAAUAAAUUAUCACAACGAUACAUAUCAUAUAUUGAUAAAACACCAUUAACACAUCAUACAAAAUCAGACUCACGAAUGAUAAAUAUCAUUGAAAUUAGCAUUAUAUGUGGUGUAUUUUUAACUGGGUAUUUUGUUUAUCAUUAUUCCGAUAGAAUGUAUAUACCUAUCAUGAAGUUCUAUGCUCAUUUAGGUAUUAAAGAAGCUCAGAAUCGUCUCAGUCAACAUUUACUUUAUCACGCUAAUACCAAAGAACAAUAUGAAGAAGCUAUUUAUUGGUUAAAAAUAUCUGCUCUUCAGAAUAAAAAUCCAAUCGCAUCAUACAACUACGUGAUCGCACAUUUUAAAGAGCACACUACAGAAAGUAAUUUAACAACAAAUCAAGUCAAUGACUUGCUGGUUCAUGCAUUGAAUAAUGGAGUUCCUGAGGCGCAACAUUUAUUAAAUCAUUGCAGCAAAUUAGAAAAUCUAGCCAAAUUAAAAAAUAUUGUACUGUCGGAGGAAUCAGGGGACGAAUACGAAGAAAUCGCUAAUUACCUAAUAUGAUCAUAUAUGGAGUGUUACAAACGCAAUUUACAACAAUAAAGAAAAACCAAUAUUAUUAUUAAUUUACAAAGCAAAGUGCAAUGAAAUAUACGUUUCCAUAAAUA
Molecule: messenger RNA, 856 nt
Organism: Schistosoma bovis
Lineage: Eukaryota; Metazoa; Platyhelminthes; Trematoda; Strigeidida; Schistosomatidae
Source: the annotation of a GenBank genome assembly